CGCGCGGUGGAUCGAGGGGAGGGAGGUAAACAAGAUGGCGGCAGCCUUGAAGCAGCAGCAGCUGUGAAGAACAGAUGCGAGAAAAUAAACGAACGAAGAGUAGAACAGCAGCAGAAAGGCGAGUUUCCGUCCGCCAUCGAGUCGUGCUGAUGAUCGCAGCCUCAGGUCGGUAUUUUGGAUCUUGGUCAUGGAUUUCCCGUAAUGCUGAAGUGAAAUCGCUAAUCCUCACCAAAGAGAGCGUUCACGUGCUUCUGGAAAGGAUGCGAGGUUUCCCAGCGGCCCGACGCUGACCUGCGCUUUUUCUGAGACUGAAGUUUUGAUUUAGGGUGUUUCUGCAAAGAUGUCCAGAGCUCCAGCGAUUCCCAGCGUCGGCUAAUAAAGCCUCGGGACUACAACCUAACAGCACCAGCAGUUAUCAAAGACUUGUUAGACGCGGUUUGUUUUAGGUUAUCCUUUGGAUCUGUUCGUUUCACCCUCCGGUUCACCGAGCCGCCGUCGCGCGAUGCUCCUGCUGCGGUUUAACAGGCGUUUAUCAAUUGUGAUGUUGUUCUACUGACCGAUCUCCCCAAUCUGAACUGCUCCUCCGUUGCUUCGGAAUACCGAUAUUCCCGUCGAGCGAUCGGGAAAGAGCGCGGGACCGGCGGAAGGAGAGCGAGAGGCCCGGGAAGAUGAGCGUAGGUGGCGAACUCCAGCAUCUGGACUACCUGACGGAGAACGAGCUCAUGGGGAUGGACACCUUCAUCCACCGCAUCGACUCCACCGAGGUCAUCUACCAGCCCCGACGCAAGCGCGCCAAGCUGAUCGGGAAGUACCUGAUGGGCGAUCUGCUCGGGGAGGGGUCGUACGGGAAGGUCAAGGAGAUGUUGGACUCGGAGACUCUGUGUCGCAGAGCCGUUAAGAUCCUGAAGAAGAAGAAGCUGAGGAGAAUUCCCAACGGAGAGGCCAAUGUGAAAAAGGAGAUUCAGCUGCUGAGACGACUACAGCACAAAAACGUCAUCCAGCUGGUGGAUGUGCUGUACAACGAGGAGAAGCAGAAAAUGUAUAUGGUGAUGGAGUAUUGUGUCUGUGGAAUGCAGGAAAUGUUGGACAGCGUUCCAGAGAAGAGAUUUCCAGUAUUUCAAGCUCACGGGUACUUUUGCCAGCUUCUGGAUGGUCUUGAAUACUUGCACAGCCAGGGAAUUGUACACAAAGAUAUUAAACCAGGGAAUUUGCUGCUCACUACAGACGGGGCGUUGAAGAUCUCUGACUUGGGUGUAGCGGAGGCGCUCCACCCGUUUGCGGAGGACGACACGUGUCGGACGAGUCAGGGGUCGCCGGCGUUCCAGCCACCAGAGAUCGCCAAUGGCCUGGACACGUUUUCAGGGUUCAAGGUGGACAUCUGGUCUGCUGGGGUCACACUAUACAACAUAACCACGAGCCUGUACCCGUUUGAAGGGGACAACAUCUAUAAGCUAUUUGAGAACAUUGGGAAGGGCGACUACACUAUUCCAGAGGAGUGCGGCCCGCUGCUCUCGGACCUGCUGAGAGGGAUGCUGGAAUAUGAUCCUGUGAAGAGGUUUUCAAUACAGCGCAUCAGACAACACAACUGGGUGCGUAAGAAACACCCUCCCUCGGAGCCGCCCGUCCCCAUCCCACCCAGCGCAGAGACGCGUGACCGGUGGCGGAGCAUGACGGUGGUGCCGUACCUGGAGGAUCUCCACGGUUACGCUGAGGAGGAGGAUGAUGACGAGCUGUUCGAUGGGGAGGAUGACAUCAUAUACACUCAGGACUUCACUGUACCAGGGCAGGUUCCGGAGGAUGAGGAGGACGAGGAAGAUAGAUCGGAACAUCAGGACUGAUGGCGUUCUGAAGGAGAAUGUACAGUCCUGUGAAGACAAAUGACAGGAAAAUGUACAAUGAACUGGUUUUGGACGUGCACGUUCCAGGUUUCUGCAGGUCUUUCCUCAAAUUAAGGCCUUAAACUGUUUUAAAUCAGGUCAGGAAGUCUUGAAUUGUAAAUGUUGCAUGCACUGCAAAAAAUGAACAUCUUGCAGCGUUUUCCAGAGCAAAAAUCUAAACAUCCUUCAGUCAAGAUGCAUUUACUUGAGAUGCACAACAGAGAUAUGAGUCUAGUCUGAGACACUAAACUCUGAAUAAAAUGAGUUUAUGCUUAAAGCAAGAACGAACAUCUGUCUGUAGGGAAAGAAAACAUGUUCUCCUUUUGAGUUAAGUUGAUUUUGUAUGUUUUUGUUUUAAGCUUAAACUCAUUUUACUUCUCAAGUCUUGUGAUCUUAAGGUACAGUGAAUGUGAUUCUGUGUUUGGAUCUGAGAUAAUUAAGCCUAAAGCUGUUUCUCUUUGUCAAAAAAAUUAAAACGAAUGCACAUCUUUUGGAAGAUUUUGGAAGUGAUGAUGUUCCCUUCAGUUUAUUCCUUGAACUUUCUUUACUUGGUCUUAAAAAGUAUUAAACAAGUCUUAAAUGUGUCUUCAUAAAUCCUGCAGAAAUCCCAAAGUUCUCUUGUUGGGAAUCAUAAUCGUCCUAAUGAAUCCUGCAGGACUGAUUCCCAAUUCUGGCAGAAAAACAUACAGAUUCCUGUAGAAUUGUUUUAUGAGAGGUAAUGCAGUGAUAGUCCUGACACUUCUGGACAACACAGGUAAAGCCACAGGACAAUUCAGAUGAAUUUAAAGCAGCUUCACCGUAAUAAACGGCAACAUAACGGUCUUAAUGUUGUAAAAUUAAUCAGUUUGAAAUUCAAUUUCAGCUGUAAAGCAGCUCUACUGUGUCAUUAUUGCACUCAACUCUUCUCAUCUGAAAGUGUCAGUGCGGUUAAAUCCGUAAUAAUAAUAUUACUGAAUAUCAACUGCUUAAAUGAGCAAGUCAAAGGUGAUAUUUUACAAAUGCUCAUUGUGUAUAUUUCAGCAAUUCAUUCCAGUGUGUUACAGUCAGGCUGACUCCCAAAACAACAACACGAUAAGGCUGUCAGAUCACAGCGACGUUUAUUCAGAGUGUUUGAUGUUAAAAGCAAAGCACGCUGAACUGAAACCAUCUCAUGAAUGUUGUGAUGUAUGUGGAGAGGUGCAUGAUGGGAAAUCUCAGUGAUUGUGUUUUC
Molecule: messenger RNA, 3087 nt
Organism: Labeo rohita (rohu)
Lineage: Eukaryota; Metazoa; Chordata; Actinopteri; Cypriniformes; Cyprinidae
Gene: stk11
Product: serine/threonine kinase 11
Exons: 11
Coding region: 669-1838 (389 amino acids)
Biological process (GO): positive regulation of vesicle transport along microtubule; glucose homeostasis; intracellular signal transduction
Cellular component (GO): nucleus; cytoplasm
Molecular function (GO): protein serine/threonine kinase activity; ATP binding; protein kinase activator activity
Source: RefSeq, a predicted model, not a curated record